This is a messenger RNA of Papilio xuthus (Asian swallowtail), 1885 nucleotides long. RefSeq names its product ribonuclease P protein subunit Rpp30 (gene Rpp30). The record is from RefSeq and is a predicted model, not a curated record. NCBI's taxonomy places the organism in Eukaryota, Metazoa, Arthropoda, Insecta, Lepidoptera, Papilionidae. The transcript has a single exon. The coding region runs from base 606 to 1394 and encodes 262 amino acids. Gene Ontology annotation, biological process: tRNA processing. Gene Ontology annotation, molecular function: RNA binding. Gene Ontology annotation, cellular component: nucleolar ribonuclease P complex.
UUACCAUAUAUCAAAUUAGCACAAACUCAAAAAUUGCACCGUGAUUAUAAUAAAACACUUUGAUAACAACGUCAAUGCCAUGGAAACGAAUAUUUCUAAUCAAAUUGCUGUUACAAGAAAUGACUCACAUACAUUUUGCGUAAUAAGGCGAGGUUUUUACAUAUUUAUGCCAGUUAUUACUUAAUCUUAGUAAAGUACUUUGGAGGAGAAAAGUAACUUUAACUUGAAUAUUUAAUCGGAAAAUGACAAAUGAUACCAUUAUCAAAUUGAAGAUGUCAGUUUACAUUCAUGCACUGGUUUUGAUAACAAAUGUCAAUUUAUGAUUAAUGUGAGCUUCACGAUGUCAAAGUCAGAUGUCAAUUUCAUCUCGAACUCGAUUUGCGAUUUUGUGAUUACUGCGAAGUAGAUAUUUCAAACAAAACAACUUAAAUAUAAAAGUUGUAUAUGUGUGUCUGCGUAAAGUCUUAAUGUGCGAAAAAAAUAGUAGUGACCACACAUAACGUUUAUAUUUCCUUUAAGAUACUGAAUAAGGUUAUGUUUAUAACAUAGCUUAUCGAUCGACCAGUGUUUUUAACUUAGUACAUUGUAUUACAUUGUAUCCAGAAAUGGCGCACAAAAAUUGGGGAUUUUGUGAUUUAUCAGUCAGCAGGGAUUGCGACAUAACUAAAAUAUAUUGUUUGCAGAAAUUAGGGCUUAAUACAGUUGCUAUAAAUACACACGUAGAAGAAAUAGGCGAUGAGCCGAAAAAGAAAAAACGGAAAGGGGAAACAAAGGAGAAAAAAGAUUUUGUGCCAGAUCCUGUAGACAUUCCAAAAGAUUUAAACAAAGGUGAAAUUAACAUUCUUCAGAGAGUGACAAUAGAUUUUUCAGAAUCUAGCAUUAGCCAUAAGUUCAAUCACUCUGAGAAUAUAAGGAAAUACGAUAUAAUAGCUGUUGUUCCUAAAACAUUACAAGCAUUUCAAUAUGCAUGCUCCAGUCUAGAUGUUGAUAUUAUCACAUUUGACCCUCAGAUUCGUCUGUCUUACAAAGUCAGCCGUAAACUAUACAAUCAAGCAGUAGAAAGAGGUUUGUUCUUUGAACUUAUGUAUAGUCCAGCAAUAAAAGAUUCUACUGCUAGAAAAAAUAUAAUAAGCAUGGCUCACACUUACUUUGCUGUUGGAAAGUCAAAUAACAUUGUUAUCACAAGUGGAGCAGAUAAUUACAACUUAAUCAGAGGUGUGCAUGAUGUUAUUAACCUCGGCUUUAUAUUAGGCAUGAAUAGCAAUCAGAGUUUGGACUCUAUUCGAAAUAAUGCUCGCCGACUUAUCAUUAAAGCUGAAGGGAGAAAAAGUGGCAAGCAUUAUAUGUUAGUAACACCGGGUAAAAAAGAAAAAAAUAAAACAGUGAAAGAGUAAUUGAGUGGUUUUAUUUAAUAAUUUGUAAAUUUAAAAAUAAGAAAUAACAUAAACAAAUCAACAUUAGCAUAAAAUGUAAUGUUGGAGCCAUUUCACUUUAUGCAAUUAUUUCAUGUUUUUUAAAAACUGUUGCAUCAUUUUGUAUACUGAAAACACUCCAUACUUUAUAACCAAAGACAUUGAACAUAUAUAUCAAUAGAAAGGACAUUACAAACCAAACCAUACUCUUAAAAAGAUAUACUACUAGUACAUUUUUUGUUAGAGAUAUCUGUACCAAUGUUUAUCUGUGGUUUAUUAAUAUUAUCGAUUGCUAGUAAUGUCCACUCUAUAGCUUGUAUUCUCGAAUCUCUUUGUUUAUAACUUAUUCUAUUCGUAAAUUGUAUAUUUUUAAGAUUUGUUUUGUUAAAUAAUGAUGAUAAAUAAAAUUGUAUCUUACAUAUUUAUCACAGUUUAAGACCAAAUUGAAAUAAACUUUUUUAUUAUAAAUAAUA